AUGGCAUGUGGGAUCGCUGGCUCAUACUUCUUUGCGCCCACCGCUCUCGCUAGCUACACGCAUCUCUUUUGCACCACGCGGGUGAUGCGUCAUCCCGGAAAGAUUAUUAUUCCUAGGCUGCCAGGUGGGCGGCCGACGCAUGUCGAGGGCGCCGCACCUUCGGGACUUCCCUCACCCUCGUCUUUUACAGCGGCAUCUCCCUACCGCAACGAGUAUCGUGAAAGCAAACGUCUGAAUUUGGGGGUGGCGCAGUUUUUGGACACGGAGGCUGCCGAUACGCUGCGACGACAGCAACAGCUCCAUCAGUUUCGCACGGCGACGGAGGAGGCGUUGACCAAAGUGUGGCGUGACUCGAAAAGCCACCUGCGACGCCAGGAGAAUCUCGUGAAGGAGAUUGGGGUGGAGGGGGCCGUGAAGGAAAUUCUGCAGCCCACACGGACGUCGUUUCGGCAAGAACUUCGCCAGCGGCCCUUGGAUCGCGGCAUUCUCGAGGAAAUUUACAAGGGACUCCACGGAAGACGCAUCGAGAGGCGACUCAAAAAAGGGGUGUCAUGGGAGCAUUGGAUCACGAAGGGCGACGGCACCGCACCCAUCUUUACUGCCUCGCAUAAGGCGCAGCAAACCUUUGCGUUUGGUGGUGCAGUUCGGCUUGAGGCUAAGGCAACACACAUCAAACAAUUUCCCGUUCUUCUCGCAUCUGGAAAGCGAGCUGUUGGUGGUGGUGAUGGCGGUCCCACCAGUCGUAGCGACAGCAUUGAGUCGGGCGAGACGCAGCGGUGUGUGCCGGAGGUUGCCUUUGUGGGAAGAACAUCCAGCGGCAAGUCCUCUCUCAUCAACGCCAUCUUGAAUGCAUUGAUCGCUCCAUAUGGUCAUCUGCAAGGCACGACGAGUUCUGUGAACUUCUAUAAUGUUGCCAAUAAGGUGAUGCUUGUGGACUGCCCUGGUUACGGGUACUACAACCCAAUGGAGACCCCUGCUCUGGACGCGGAGAACGCUGUCGCCGUCAUGCGUGCAUACAUCAAGACAUGUGCUCAGCAUUCUACCGAGAAGAAGAGGAAUAGUGAGGGGACGAAAACAAAUGGGGAUGUAGGGCACCGUGCAUCUUAUUCGAAACGUCCUAUCAAACGCGUUUUUGUGUGCGUUCCGUCGCGUGGGGUUCAGAAAGCCGACACGGAAUAUUUGGAUUAUCUUGAGAGUUUGGCUGUGCCCUUUUCUGUUGUUCUUACAAAAACGGAUGCCGCACCUAUUCGUUUUCUUGCACGACUCGCAGAUCACACCCGAUGCCAGCUGGUUCACUACAAACACUGCAAGGAGCUUAUGCUUACGAGUUCUUUACGUCUGGCGGGCAUCGAUAAGGUACAAAACUUGAUUGGCAGCAUGGCCCUUGGCGAAGACAGGCUUCAUGGUGCAACGGCAGACUUCAGCUCCAUUGUAUGA
Messenger RNA from Trypanosoma cruzi, 1437 nucleotides. RefSeq lists its product as uncharacterized. The coding region runs from base 1 to 1437 and encodes 478 amino acids. The transcript has a single exon. Lineage: Eukaryota; Euglenozoa; Kinetoplastea; Trypanosomatida; Trypanosomatidae. Gene Ontology annotation, molecular function: GTP binding. The record is from RefSeq and is a predicted model, not a curated record.